AUGAGGUUCGUCGUACCUAUAGACUCAACCUUCAGAAAUAAACGAUUGAAAUUAGAAGAACGUCAAGAAAUUGCAAAGUUUCUUUUGAGAGAAAGUAAGGAAGGAAGUCUUAAAUACGGAUCUAUAACACAAGUUGCGAUGUUGUUCAAGAAAUCAAUAAGAACUAUUCAGCGCAAUUGGAAACAAUGUCAAUCAUCAGUUGAUAAUGGUAUGUCGUCGUCAGAUGUGUCUUUAAGACAUACAGGUAAAGUUGGAACAAAAUGGAUUGGAGUCGACAUUAAUCAAGUCAGACAAAUUCCACUUUGUCGUCGAACAAAUAUUCGAUCUCUGGCUUUUGCGAUGAACAUGGAAAAAUCAACCAUCUUUCGACGUGUGAAAGAUGAAACUCUUCAGCCACAUUCUAAUUCCAUCAAGACUCAGUUAACCGAAGGAAACAAAAAGGUUAUGUUUAUGGCUGCUGUAGCACGUCCUCGAUUUGAUGAAUAUGGAAUUGAGUUGUUUUCUGGAAAAAUAGGUAUUUUUUCGUUUGUAGUUAAGGAACCAGCUAAGCGGAUUAGCAAAAUUCGAACAGCAGGAACUAUGGAAACAAAGCCCAUUCAGUCAGUAACUAAAGAUAUCACUAGAGCUUGCUUGAUAGAGAAAGUUCUUCCUGCUAUUAGAGCAAAAUGGCCAGCUUCCGAUUCAAAUAAUCCUAUCUUUUUACAACAAGAUAAUGCAAGGCCACAUAUUGGUAACAAUGAUUUGGAAUUUAUUAAAGCUGCCCGACAAGAUGGAUUUAACAUUAGAUUGUGUUUUCAACCAUCGAACAGUCCAGAUUUAAAUGUUUUAGUUCUUGGUUUUUUUAGAGCAAUCCAAAGUCUUCAAUAUCAAAAGGCCCCUAAAAAUGUUGAUGAAUUAGUGGAAGCAGUGGAAAGAUCCUUCGAUGAAAUGAAAGAGAAACAACUCAAUCAUGUAUUUCUUACUUUACAAUCUGGUAUGAUUGAGGUGAUGAAAGAUAGUGGCGGCAAUAAUUACAAAGUGCCUCAUUUGAACAAAAAUGGACUAUGA
This is a messenger RNA of Capsicum annuum, 1047 nucleotides long. RefSeq lists its product as uncharacterized. The transcript is spliced from 2 exons. Bases 1 to 1047 code for a protein of 348 amino acids. Lineage: Eukaryota; Viridiplantae; Streptophyta; Magnoliopsida; Solanales; Solanaceae. Gene Ontology annotation, molecular function: nucleic acid binding. The record is from RefSeq and is a predicted model, not a curated record.